AUGAAGACCAUCGUCGCCGCCGCUCUCGUCGCCUUCGUCGCGGCCGCGCCCGCCGAUACGCUCGCGCGCAAGCCGCUCUUCUCGUCCCAUCCACACCCUCCGGUCUGCGCAAAGCCCGAUGGGUGCGACGCGCCGAUUGACACGCUCUCGGAGACCAUCCAAGCCAUCAUCGGAGCGUCCUUCCCCCCAAACGUCGUGUGCCUCACCUACUACUCCACGUGCGGAGUCAUCGAGGGCCCCGUUGCCUGCAUUGCCACCGCCGUCGCACGCCUCGUCCAGAGCCCCGUCUUCGGCAUUCCCCGGUUCUUGCGCGACCUCCGCGGCUGCCUCGUGGGCUCCAGCUUCGCUGCAGCGCUUCCUUGCGGCACGACGGCCGACGGGAAGUUCCUGUGUGAUCCAGAGGACAACGUGUGCGACUCCUGCGGAGUCGAAUACGACUCCUGCAGCGGAUCUCCGGAUCCGAAUGAAGGCAUCGAUGUCGUGAUUGAUUGCAAGACGUAUUACGAGUGCUCGCCCUCUGGCGAGCCCCCGGACACGUACACGCCCGAGGCGGACGUUUUUGCCGGUAGUAUCGCCGCGGAGCUCACCACCAAGGCGCUGCUCCACCCGCUCGACACGAUCAAGACCCGGCUGCAGUACACCGUCGUCCCAAAGCGGCAGCGGGCCGGCGCCUCCUCCAUCCCGAUCGUCUCUGACCUGCGGCUUGGCUUCCGCGUGCUCGCUGAUGCGACGCGGUCACCGGAGCACUCGAUGAAGGACCCGAGCCUCCGCCCGCGCUCCCGCGCCGCCGACGCCGCCAACGCAGCCCGCUCACUCUACCGAGGGCUGACGCCGCAGCUGGUUGGCGUGGUGCCGAUCGCGCUGGUGUACAUGCCGUCGUACGAAGUUGCGAGCGGCGCGCUCAAGGGCACGCCGCUGCAGUCGACGCCGAUCGCGGGCGUCCUCACCGGCGUCGCCUCCGCCGUCGUCCGCGUGCCCGUCUCCGUGAUCAAGUCUCGCAUCCAGCUUGGCCUGCCCAGCGGCGGGCGAGGCGCGAGCCCUUCACCCAACCCUUUACCCCGACCCUCAAACCUCUAG
Molecule: messenger RNA, 1077 nt
Organism: Emiliania huxleyi CCMP1516
Lineage: Eukaryota; Haptophyta; Isochrysidales; Noelaerhabdaceae
Exons: 3
Coding region: 1-1077 (358 amino acids)
Cellular component (GO): mitochondrial inner membrane
Molecular function (GO): S-adenosyl-L-methionine transmembrane transporter activity
Source: RefSeq, a predicted model, not a curated record